UCUAUACAAUGAGUUCCCAGCGAGCGAAACUUAUAUUAAAGUUAGCAAAAACCAAAGCAAGAGUAGAGAAGAAAGAGAAUGGUGCGCAGGAUAGUUGGAAAAUUUCGCAGCAUAAUAAUAUUGGCAAUACCAGCAGUACUGCAGAGGAAGCUGUUAAUAGCGUCACGGUCAAUAAAGAGUCCCUAAACAUGAUUGAAAGUAAUAAUAUCCGCAAUAGUUUAAAAGAAGCCAAAAAUGCAACCGAAGAUAAGAAUAAUAUAGAGUCUGUAAAUCAGAUCGUUCUGCCAAGCCAAAACGUUAUCUCCCAAACGACAAUCAUUCCUGGUAUCAUCCUUGAUGAGAGUUCAGAAGAUAUUGGAGGUGUUACAUUAAUAAAUAGAACUCGAUGUCAGGGCUUACUUAGAGCGGAUGAAUAUGAAGAAUUCCCUAGCAGUAAUGGUCCUAGCAGUGAGCUAAUAGAAGAAGAUGAUUUAGAAGCCACUUCUUCUAAAGUAUUUUCUGUUGAACCUGCAAUUCAAACAGAUAACAAUUCAAGUAGUAGGUCUUCAAGUGAUUCGGACCCAACCAGUUCUGAAGAAGAACCUUUUGGUUCUGGUGCUUCAGAAGAAGAUCCUGAUUUUGAACCAGAAAACAUAUUGUCUUCCAGUGAAUCCGAAGUAGAUGGUAUACCUCAAAAUGUAGCUUUACCAAUACGUCGUUCAGUGCACUAUCCUUCUGAAACAGAGAAGCAAACUAAAAAACGAAAAAGAGUCCCAGAUGAAUGGCAAAAGAAUAAAGCGAAACGUCUUAGAAACACAGGUAAUAGUUAUGAAUCCAUUAGAAAAAUCAAGAAAAGUGAUGGAAGUAUCGAACGGAUGAAAGUAAAGCGAGAAGAAAGAAAGAUGUCCGCGCCCUGUGGGGAAAAAUGCCGCUUAAAGUGUUCCACCAAAAUCUCACAAGAUCAGAGGCAAAAAAUUUUUGAAGAAUAUUGGCAAUUAGGAGAUGUCCUGCAACAACGUGGAUUUAUAGCAGGCCGAAUGCUUACUAUUAAGCCAAAAUAUAGAUAUCAGAAAGGCAAAAAUAGUAGACGUCUAAAUUCUAGUUUCUUCUUCGACCUUGAUGGACAAAAUAUUCGAAUCUGCAAACAAUUUUUUAUGUCCACGUUAGGUAUUACCAGUAGAGUUAUUCGAACGGUUACAGAAAAACAAGAUUCGAUGACUAAAGGAAUUCUUAAACAAGAAAUGAGAGGAAAACACACCAACCACUAUUCAAUUUCCAAUGGCAUAAAAGAAGAUAUUAGAGCCCACAUCAAUUCUAUUCCAAGAAUUCCCAGUCAUUAUUGUAGGUCGCAAACUAAAAAGGAGUAUAUUGAAGGUGGUAAGACUGUGAGAGAUUUAUACAGGGAUUACAAAAAUAUCUGUCAAGAAGAUAAUAAGCCUUACGCAAACUACUUAAUGUAUUAUAUUAUUUUCAAUCAACAGUUCAACAUAGCAUUUUUUAUUCCUAAGAAGGAUGCAUGUGAAUUAUGUCUUGCGUACACAAAUGCCAACCAGGAGGAAAAAACCCACAUGAAAAAUAAAUACGACACUCAUCUGAAAGAGAAAGAAUUAUCUCGAUCAGAAAAGCAAGCCGAUAAAGUUUCAGAUAAAGUAGUCGCUGUGUACGACCUCCAAGCGAUAUUACCAUGCCCAAUCGGUAACGCCUCAAGUUUCUAUUAUGUGUCAAAACUUAAUGUCUUCAAUCUAACUAUGUUUGAAUUGCAAACAAAUCAAGCAUAUCGUUAUCUCUGGCACGAGGCAGAAGCCAAAAGGGGUGCUGAUGAAAUAGGUUCAUGCGUGUGGAAUUAUUUACGAAAUUUGCAAGAAAACGUUUCAAACUCGGACGACAAAUCAAAAGUUUUAGAUAUAAUUUUUUACAGUGACAAUUGUGCGGGACAAAAUAAGAACCGAUUUAUCAUGUCUUUAUACACUUAUGCAGUUUCAAAUUUAAAGUCUGUACAAUCUAUAACUGACAAAUUUUUUAUCGCUGGGCACACGCAAAAUGAGGGCGAUAAUGUACAUGCCAUUAUUGAAAAAGCAGUUGCCAAAAUUCGCAAAUCUGGGUCCAACUAUGUGCCUGAGCAGUACGCAACAAUAAUCGGACAGGCAAAAAAAAAAUGGGAAACCAUUUUCUGUUAA
Acanthoscelides obtectus is the source of this 2156-nucleotide messenger RNA. NCBI's taxonomy places the organism in Eukaryota, Metazoa, Arthropoda, Insecta, Coleoptera, Chrysomelidae. The record is from the annotation of a GenBank genome assembly.